AUGGACACAAUGUUUGUUGAAGAUUUGAAAAUCAUUGAAAAGCGAAGAGAGGAGGCUCGUGAAAAAUAUAGACAACAACGUUUUGAAUUGUUUAAACAAGGAAUUAUUGCUAGAGCCGGUCACUCUCCUGAUGCUUAUACAAAACCUAAUGAAGAAGAAAUUGCUGCAUUAGAAAUUCCCAGUCUAACAAUAAUUUUAAGAUGUGAUGUUGAUGGAGCUCUUGAGGCGCUUAAAAAUGUUUUAUCAACAUAUAAUGCAAAAGACCAAGUUCGCCUUAAAAUUGCAAAUGCUGGUGUAGGACCUUUAACUGAAAAAGAUUUGGAAUUGGCAGCGGAUAUCGGAGCUUAUGCCCUUUCAUUUAAUGCACCAAUUCAUCAAUAUAUCAAAGAUUUGGCUAAACGUAAAGGAGUGCCUUUAGAAGAAUUUCAUGUUAUUUACAAAUUUGUGGAUAGAUUAAAGGAACUAUUAACACAAAAAAUUACUCCAAUACUUGAACGUCGCUUAGUUGGUGCUGGAACAGUUAUACGUGCUUAUAAACUUAAGGAUGGACAAAAAAAGAAGCAACCUGUAGCUGGAAUAAAAGUUGAUUGGGGAAAAAUGGAUAGGAAAUUUAUCUGGCGUUUUGUAAGAAGUGGAAAUGCAAGUUUAGAAGAAGAGAACAUAACAUUAUAUGAGGGGACUAUAAAUUCUAUGGAAUGCGAAGGACAAGCAAUAAAUCAAGCAACUACAGAUAUGCAAAUAGGUGUCGCAAUAGCUGACAAAAAUGUAUCUUACAAGGAGGAUGAUCGAGUAGAAGUAUUUGAAGAUGUUCAAGUCCCUCAACAAAUUGAUUGGAACCCUCCUGGAUUUUGAAAGAAAAUGUCUCAGUUUUGUUAAGUUUGAAUUUUUUUGAAUUUAUGUUUUUCAUUUGUUUUGUGUUAACUUUAUUUUUCGGCAAAUGGGGUGGGCUAAAUAGAGAGA
Messenger RNA from Meloidogyne enterolobii, 960 nucleotides. NCBI's taxonomy places the organism in Eukaryota, Metazoa, Nematoda, Chromadorea, Rhabditida, Meloidogynidae. The record is from the annotation of a GenBank genome assembly.